UUCAAUCUGGCGCCAGCCACACACCCAGACGCCAGCGAACAUGUCGAACCUCUCCACUCUAUGCAAUGCUGCUCUUUUGAACUACUCGCUUAGCCCUUCUCUCUCUUCUUCUCUUUCUUGUUCUAGCCUCACAUUCGCGCCCAACCUAAACCUUCAAGCACAAGGUUGCCUAGGUCUCCUACGUCACAGUUUCCAUAAUUCAACGAGGUCUCUCGGCAAAAAAUUCAGGAUCAAGAUGUCCUCCGAUCCCCUUCCUCAAACCUCCAUUGUUGUGGGAUGCGGGUCGGUUUCAGUGGAUUUCUUGGCAACUGUUGCCGCUUAUCCUAAGCCAGACGACAAAAUUAGAAGCAGCAGCUUGAAGGUUCAAGGAGGUGGCAAUGCUGGUAAUGCUUUAACUUGCGUUGCUCGCUUGGGCUUAAAACCUAGGCUGAUAUCCAAGGUUGCAGAUGACACUCAAGGCAGGGGCAUUUUAGAUGAGCUGAAGGUUGAUGGUGUAGAUACCUCUUUUAUGGUGGUUUCUGAGGAGGGCACUUCACCAUUCACCUAUAUAAUUGUGGACAACCAAACGAAGACCCGUACUUGUAUACAUACCCCAGGACAUCCUCCAAUGAUCCCUGAAGAACUUUCUGAGUCGAGUUUGUUAGCUGCACUGGAUGGAGCAAGAAUUGUUUAUUUUGAUGGGAGAUUGCAUGAAACUGCCCUAGUUGUUGCGCAUGAGGCAGUUCGGAAGGAUGUACCCAUCUUAAUCGAUGCAGAAAGACUGAGGGAAGGGCUAGAUGAUCUCCUGAAAUUAACUGAUUAUAUAGUAUGCUCAGCAAACUUUCCACAGGCAUGGACAGAGGCAUCAACUCUUCCAAGGGCACUUGUUUCUAUGCUUUUACGGUUGCCCAACAUCAAAUUUGUGAUUGUAACUUUGGGAAAAGAUGGUUGCAUAAUGCUUGAGAGAAGUAAUGAUGAGGGACAAUCCUCUGAAGAAGUAGAUGUAGACAGCUUACUGGAAUCACUGGAGAACAGAAAGAAUGAUAGCAUACCCGUCCCAAACUGUAUAGCAUCGCCAGUGACAAAAUUGAAGGCGGAAGGGAUAGGAACAAUUUGUGGAAGGAUUUAUGUUGGUACAGCUGAGAAAAUACCAUCACCAGAGCUUGUUGAUACGACUGGUGCUGGAGAUGCAUUCAUUGGAGCUGUUCUCUUUGCUAUCUGUGCCAACUUUUCCCCGGAGAAAAUGCUAUCCUUCGCUGCUACAGUGGCAGCUGCCAAGUGCAGAGCCAUAGGAGCAAGAAGUGGUCUUCCAUACCGUGCAGACCCACGUCUGGCAUCAUUUUUGCAGUAAAUAUAAGCUUUGAUCUUGCCUUCAGCUGAUGCAUGAGAUGUGAUCAGUAGGCUAUUCGAUUUUCUAUUUGUAUGGGUUAAUAAUAACCUAGCAUGACUAGCAUAUUUAGUCUUCAUGUUGAGGUGAAGAAAGUAUUUGCCUUGUUCCGAGUUCAAAUGUUAGUAAAAAGCCGAAGGAGAAGAAUAAUAGCCUUGUAUGGCUAGUUCUUGGAUGACGUGAAUGACGUGCUUUCAUUUCUUAAGUUGAACGCGUGUAUGCGGAGCUAGCUUCCUGGCAAAAUGAAAAAGACGCUAAGUUUGUUCAUUAAGGA
Neltuma alba is the source of this 1640-nucleotide messenger RNA. RefSeq names its product ribokinase. The coding region runs from base 41 to 1330 and encodes 429 amino acids. The record is from RefSeq and is a predicted model, not a curated record. The transcript is spliced from 13 exons. NCBI's taxonomy places the organism in Eukaryota, Viridiplantae, Streptophyta, Magnoliopsida, Fabales, Fabaceae. Gene Ontology annotation, molecular function: kinase activity.